AUUUGACUGUUGAGGUUGAGAAUGGAGAUGGAUGAAGAUAUGGAAAUGGAGCAAACAGUGUUGGAGACGAGAGAGAUUGAUCUAGAGUACGAGUUUGACGCGGCUCGGUGGUUCGAUUUCACUCGGAUGGAGUCACCGGCGGAGUCUCAAUCCGCUGAGUUCUGGUUUCACUCUGCUCCUUCCUACGCUCCUUCUCCUUUCGUAACAAAACUGUUACUUAGUGAGGAGGAGGAGGAGGUUUCUGAUGAUAAGACCGAGGCUGCAUCCACGAUAUCAGAGGCCGUUGAUGUUUGUGAGAAGGGUAGAGAGACAGGUGAGUUAACUUAUGUACCUCCAUCUCUUUUUUUUCAGUUGAGUAAUGGAAUCCGUUUUGGGAUUUUUUCAUCUCAACAAGGUAGUAAGUUGAAGAAAGUCUCAAGUCAACCUAUAUGCAAAGGGCCAACGGUUAGUAAUCACAACCACAAUGAUAAACCAAAGUUCCGACCUAAGUCAAGCGUUAGACCAACUCCAAGGAGCUCAACGUUAAUGAAGCCUACUGCUAGCCAGUUAGCAAAACAAAAUAAUGCCAGUAAAUUCCAUAUGCAAGUAGAUCAAAUUCAUGAGAAAAGUUUGUGUGGGACGGAAGUUCAAGCGGCUAAAAGACAGAAGCUUGAUGGAGGUCUUCUUCGUAAGGUUGCUGAUACAAAGCAGGAGAUGAAUUUUGUUCACAAAUUACCCAAGAAGGAUACAACUCUUGAUAGAAACUCACAACAGGCCAGGAAAAAAAGUACUGUCCCACAGGAGCCUGAUUUUGCUACAUCGCAGAGGGCUCACAGGACACGGCACAAGAAUGAUGCCAAGUUAGAACAGGACUCAACAACUGUAUAUAGGUUCAAAGCACGUCCAUUUAACCGAAAGAUAUUUGAUGCUCCCUCAUUGCCCAUCCGGAAAAAGAGUACUCCAAAACUACCUGAGUUCCAAGAAUUCCAUUUGAAGACUUCAGAAAGGGCUACGCAACAUUCUUCAGCAGUAAGAACAAGGUCUAAUUUGGGGAAUGAUGUGUAUAAGAAAAUUAAGAAUGAUUACUUGGUUUCUCAGUUCAACUUAAAGUUUGAUUUCUCUUGCAGACCAAGCGCUAUGGAUAUAUCUAAGCAUGAUGUCUCAGACGGAAAACACAUUUUUAAAGCUCGCCCUCUGAACAAGAAGAUACUUUCAAGCAGAGGAGACAUGGGCAUUUUCAAAAAUAGCAAGCGAGAAACAACAGUACCUUUGGAGUUUAGUUUUCAUUCAGAAAAGAGGGUUCAACCAGAUUUACCAACAGACCUUUUCAGCAAGCUCUCCAUCAAAUCCGAGCUUAACCAAAACAAUGGAUCUCGUACAAGAUCUCUUCAAGCAAAGGGCUUCAAGGAAAAUAGAGUGAACUCUUACCAAGCAGGAAAUGAGGUAACAAGACUGACUGCAGCUGAAAAAACGGUCUCUUCAGCUGGACAACAGAUACAGGCUGGUAACAGUGGAAUAAUCUCCGAAACAAACCAGCGAUGGACCACUAAUAGGAGCUUAGGCAUUCGCUGA
Eruca vesicaria subsp. sativa (arugula) is the source of this 1551-nucleotide messenger RNA. The record is from the annotation of a GenBank genome assembly. Lineage: Eukaryota; Viridiplantae; Streptophyta; Magnoliopsida; Brassicales; Brassicaceae.